CGGCUCAGUAUCCACAGAGGGGCUGUGACAGAAGGAGGGCUCAGAGCAGACUCUGCCACUCAGAUCACCAUGUACAGCUUCAUGGGUGGCGGCCUCUUCUGUGCCUGGGUGGGGACCAUCCUGUUGGUGGUAGCCACGGCGACUGACCACUGGAUGCAGUACCGGCUGUCGGGGUCCUUCGCACACCAGGGCCUGUGGCGUUACUGCCUGGGCAACAAGUGCUUCCUGCAGACAGAGAGCAUCGCAUAUUGGAAUGCCACCCGAGCUUUCAUGAUCCUGUCUGCCCUGUGUGCCACCUCGGGCAUCAUCAUGGGUGUCUUAGCCUUUGCGCAGCAAUCCACCUUCACCCGCCUCUCCAGGCCCUUCUCCGCCGGCAUCAUGUUUUUUGCCUCCACCCUUUUUGUCCUGUUGGCCUUGGCUAUUUACACUGGAGUCACUGUCAGUUUCCUCGGCCGCCGCUUUGGAGACUGGCGCUUUUCGUGGUCUUACAUCCUGGGCUGGGUGGCCCUGCUCAUGACCUUCUUUGCAGGAAUUUUCUACAUGUGUGCCUACCGGAUGCAUGAGUGCCGGCGCCUAGCCACCCCACGCUGAGCCCUGGUAAAACUUGCAGCUGGAAGUUACAGGGCACUGAAGAGGAAGGGGAGGACCCAGAGGCCGGAAGUCCUGGCUCCCGAGGGAAUGAGGGGGCUCAGUCCUGGAUUCUAGAUAGGGAGCCCUUGAUCCCUCUGUGCUGUGUAGGGAGGAAAAGUAGGCUCAACUGGGAGGGAGUUGAGAAGACAUAAGGCCCCUCCUGCCCUGAGGGGUGGUAGAAAAUGGAUGCUCCUUUAGAGAGACAUUUGGUGAUCUAAUAAAACUGAUGUGAAACUAUCAAA
This is a messenger RNA of Mus pahari (shrew mouse), 872 nucleotides long. RefSeq names its product lens intrinsic membrane protein 2 (gene Lim2). Gene Ontology annotation, molecular function: structural constituent of eye lens. The record is from RefSeq and is a predicted model, not a curated record. The coding region runs from base 70 to 591 and encodes 173 amino acids. NCBI's taxonomy places the organism in Eukaryota, Metazoa, Chordata, Mammalia, Rodentia, Muridae. Gene Ontology annotation, cellular component: plasma membrane. The transcript has 5 exons.